UGGGUUUUCUUUUUUAAUAGCGACACUGUUAUGACAGACUCGAGGCAAACAAAAGCAGGCUGUUUGUUAUGGGAUUUCUCUUGCUGGCAAACCAAAAAGUCCUGGAGCUUCCUAGUGAACAGCAGCAUCAUGCAGGUUCAACUCCACUGACUUCAGUAAAUUGGCAUAAACGAAAGAUCCAGUACUGCAGGAACCACGCUGUGACCCAACAAAGGUCAGCAUGUGGAGGCUGCCAGUUAGUGUCCUGCUGGGGACCAAAGUCCAUUCUGUGACUCAGCAUCUGCUCUCUGGGACUGCAAACCUUCAGUGCUGCUGGUGGAGGACUGUGCGGGGGACCCACACAGGUUACAUGAGCAUGGGGAUAAGGAAAGUGGAGGCUCCAGAUGCAGAGCACCUCAUCCGUGUGCAGUGGGAGGAUGGGAGUGAGAGCCACUACCCCUGUGUCUGGCUGCGGGACAACUGCCAGUGCCCCCAGUGCUUCCUGCACUCUGCCAAGGCCCGCAAGCUGCUCUUUGAGGACCUGGAUGUUGACAUCGUGGCCAAGGAAAUCACUCUGACAGACAGGAAGAAGGUAUCUAUCACGUGGCCUGAUGAACACACGAGCGAAUACGAAGCAGAGUGGUUGAAAAAACGAUGCUUCUCUGAAGCAGCGAGAGCAGAAAUGCGGGAAGAUUUAUUUUUACCAGGACAUGAGUACUGGGGCUCGGACCUACAGCUUCCCAAAAUGCCUUUUGAAGAAAUCAUGUACGAUGAUGAGAGUGCCUAUAAGUGGCUGUGCACCCUGAAGAAGACAGGAGUUGUGCUGCUAACAGGAGCUGCUGCAAGGCAGGGAGAGUUAGUGAAGCUCGGCCACAGGAUUGGUUUCCUGCGUCUCACUUUCUAUGGGCCAACUUGGCAAGUGCAGGACAAAGCAGAUGCUAACAAUGUAGCUUACACAACAGAGAAGCUGUGCUUUCACACUGACUACCCUGUCCUGCAGCAUCCACCUGGGGUUCAGCUUCUCCACUGCAUUAAGCAAACAGCCACAGGAGGUGAGAGCGAAAUCGUAGAUGGAUUUCAUGCAGCUAACAAGCUGAAGCAACAAAAUCCUCAAGCAUAUCAGAUCCUGACCUCAACUGCUGUAGACUAUACAGACGUUGGGGUUGACUACUGUGAUUUUGCUGUGCAGGGUAAACAAAGGAUCAUAGAUGUGGAUUACAAAGGCCAAGUAGUUCGCAUCAAUUUCAAUAAUGCAACAAGAGACACAGUGUUUGACAUACCAGCUGAAGAAGUGCGGCCAUUUUAUGCAGCUCUAAAGGAAUUCAAUGACUUAUUAAACAGCAAGGAACACAAGUUUACUUACAAGCUGAAGCCAGGAGACAUAGUAACGUUUGAUAACUGGCGUGUGCUGCACGGCCGCAAGGGCUAUCCACCAGGCUCUGAAGUGAUACGUCAUCUUGAAGGUGCCUACGCAGACUGGGAUGUGGUCAUGUCAAGGCUUCGGCGCCUCCGAAAGAGGGUCCUCAAUAGGGACUGAGUUCCCUGCUGAUUAGAACAAGCAAAACUAGAUUGCACAGCCUCUAAAGAGAAAAAAAUUAACACAGAAACUAAUGUUGUUAAUAUCUGAAUCUGUUCUUGACUUUCACUCGGUGCUAAGUAAGCUGUCACUCAGUACAUCAUAAGGUCUGUCUCUGUUCUGGUAAUUUACAAGUGAAUCACUACCUCAUUGAGUUGAAAGCCAUUUUUAACGCUGUUUUUAAUUCGCAAAUCAAGGUUGCCAGCUUGCAGGGCUGGCUGCAUAUGAAGCCACAUAAAUUUGCCUUCUCUAAUACAACUGCCUCCCUAGAAAGCUUGAAUGGAUGUCAAAAGGAAAACAUCUGGAAAGAGUUUAUCACUAUUUUCAAAACAAGUGUCCUUCAACACAUAACAAAAUUCAUUACUAAAAUAAACAACCUCUGCUUUGGAGUUAUUUUUCUAGGGGCACCUUCUGAACACACUUCAUUCAACAAGUCUGUAUAUUCAUUGUGCACAUGGCUGUCACAGCCACAAGGAACUUUUACAACACAGCUCUCAAAGAAUGCACUGAGAGUUAGUUCUCCUCUGCACCAGGAACAGAAAAAUCUCUGUGCAGAGGACAGAGGCAGGACUGGGGGUCACACCUGAUGCUGUGCAUAGAGAAAAAUCAGCAUCUUCAUGGCGGAUAGACUUUUGAGUAAAGUCAGGAAGAAAAAUGCUACUUCUGCUUGGAAUGAGAGGCUGCUGCUGACUCAGCACCUGACAGGCAGCUUGCAGCUGUACUCAGGUCCAGUUCUGUCACACCAAACUCAAGAGCAUGUAGUCUUAGCAGAAGUGCUCUACAGGAUCAUAAAAUGCCUUGGGUUGGAAGGGGUCACCAAGUUUCAGUGCCUCUGCCGCAAGCAGGGAUGCCAGCCAGUAGAUCAAGAUGGCUGCCCAGCAUCCAUCCAUCAGGGCCUUAAAGCCCUCCGGGGAUGAUGUCUCCCUCUCAGUAGCAUUCCAACUAAAGAUUGUACAAUGCAAAAACUACUGCUGUUGGAGCAGUAUGCAGCAGGUGAGCUACAGCUCUGCACCACUAGAUUUCCCACCAUGUUCAGAUGCCAAAAUUAAAGGGAAAGGCUUAAAAGAUAUGCUUCCUUACCUACCUGUGUUCAUACAUAACAAUACAUCCACCGAGUUGAUUCUUUACUGUCCUUCCCUCUGCAGAGUGAAUGGGAUGCAGAGAGCUCCAUUCAGCCACUUCUGGGGGGGGGGGGGGGGGUUGGAGCCAGUCCACUUUAGUAAGCAGUGAAAUGCUUUCAUGAAGUUAUGAGCAGACAGUAAUACAUUGCAAAACAAAAUGGGUUUUUAGCAGGUGUUUCAUUUCCCAGUGUGUCCUAAUAAUUAACUGUGGAAAUGAGAUGAAAGCAUUUAUGGUCCUUGCUCAGAAAAGGGGAGAAGUUCACACCUAUAUUCUACAAAACACCAGCAAUACUGUGCUUUAACUGUGAUAUUUUGCUUAGAACAAUUUAGCAAGACUUUUGACUUAUAGCUUUUGAGCAAGACAUCUUGGGAUUAAUAAUGAUGAUUAACAAGAAAGAUUUUCUGCUUUUCUUCUGUGCUUGUCUAAAACCUGUUUUAUUCCAAUGUCUGAUUAUUAAAAGCUAUGAAAGCACUGAUUAUCA
This is a messenger RNA of Coturnix japonica (Japanese quail), 3158 nucleotides long. It is a transcript of the gene BBOX1, whose product is annotated as gamma-butyrobetaine hydroxylase 1. Gene Ontology annotation, cellular component: mitochondrion. Gene Ontology annotation, biological process: carnitine biosynthetic process. Gene Ontology annotation, molecular function: gamma-butyrobetaine dioxygenase activity; iron ion binding. NCBI's taxonomy places the organism in Eukaryota, Metazoa, Chordata, Aves, Galliformes, Phasianidae. The record is from RefSeq and is a predicted model, not a curated record.